Molecule: messenger RNA, 1602 nt
Organism: Tachysurus fulvidraco (yellow catfish)
Lineage: Eukaryota; Metazoa; Chordata; Actinopteri; Siluriformes; Bagridae
Product: interferon-induced protein 44-like
Exons: 8
Coding region: 53-922 (289 amino acids)
Source: RefSeq, a predicted model, not a curated record
GCUGCAGUACAGUAUAUCUGUGCAGCCAUAAACCCAGAAAUAAUUGGAUAAAAUGGGACAUAAGGAAUCCAAACCUCCAUCUCCACAACCUGAAUUUGAUCAACCAUGGAGGGAAAUGCCUUGGGGAGAAAAGAAAGAAAUUGAACAGAAACUGAGGACAUUCAAGCUCAAGGGAAAAAGUGCUCAGUUUGUCAGGAUUCUGGUUGCUGGUGAAGUCGGAGCAGGAAAGUCCAGUUUUAUAAACUCAGUCAAUAAUGCUUUCCAAGGACGAAUCACCUCUGGGGCUCUUGUUGACAGGACAGGAGGUACCAGUUUCACAAAGAACUACAAAACUCAUUAUAUUGAAGCAGAUGAUGGCUCCAAUUUGCCUUUUGUCUUUAAUGAUAUCAUGGGACUUGAGGACAGAGAGUCUGGUGCAAAUGCAGACGACAUCAUCAGAGCCAUAUGCGGGUUACUUGAGGAAGGACACAAUUUUGAUGCAGAUGUGGGGGACAUUAAAUACAGAAGCAACCCAAGUGUCGAGCAUCAAACCACAUGCCUGGUCAACAUUGUUGCUGCAGACAAAAUAUCAAUGAUGAAUGAUGGGGUCGUUGAAAAGCUGAAAAAAAUCCGCCAGGCUGCUACCAAACGGAAUAUACCUCAAGUAAUCAUCAUCACAAGACCAGAUUUAGCAUGCCCACUGGUACAACAGAACUUAAAGAAGAUCUACACCAGCAAGAAGAUCAAGGAGAAGAUGGAAGUGUGUAGUAAUACAGUAGGGAUUCCUAUGAAUCACAUUUUCCCUGUGAAGAACUACCAUGAGGAGAUAGACACAAAGGAUGACAUGGAUCUUCUGAUUCUCAAGGCACUUGAUCAGAUUGUGCACAUCGCUGCUGACUGGUUGAACGAAAAGUCACGUAAAUCUGGUAAAGAAACUAAGUAAGGGCUCAGAUCACAGUGCUUCUGUGUAUAAAUGUAACCCAAAGUGAUUUACACAGCAUUUAAAAAACACAGUAGGAGACAUGAUUAAUGCUGAAUGGAGAAGAGAAACAAGUAUGUUUUGGUAAAAUAAGUGUAAUGCUGUUUUCUGUAUUUAUGGAGCACAUUAGAUUAUUUUACUUUAGUUACAGUUACUGGUUUAAUAAACCCUAAAAUGUAAAUGAGGAAUUCUAUCCAUCCAUCCUUCCAUCCAUCCAUCCAUUUUCUACGGCUUAUCCGGGGCCGAGUCGCGGGGGCCGCAGUCUAAGCAGGGACACCCAGACUUCCCUCUCCCCAGACACUUCCUCCAGCUCUUCCGGGUGAAUACCGAGGCGUUCCCAGGCCAGCCAAGAGACAUAGUCCCUACAGCAUGUCCUAGAUCUUCCCCAGGGCCUCCUCCCGUUUGGACAUGCCUGGAACACCUCCCCAGGGAGGCGUCCAGGAGGCAUCCGGAACAGAUGCCUGAGCCACCUCAGCUGACUCCUCUCUAUGUGGAGGAGCAGUGGCUCUACUCUGAGCUCCUUCGGAGUGACCGAGCUCCUCACCCUAUCUCUAAGGGAGCGCCCAGCACAGCUGUAAUCAAGGAAUUCUAUGUAAAUGUUAAUCUUAUUAAUAAAAAAUAAAGCUCUUACCUAAAGAACAAAA